This is a messenger RNA of Aureobasidium subglaciale EXF-2481, 897 nucleotides long. RefSeq lists its product as uncharacterized. Lineage: Eukaryota; Fungi; Ascomycota; Dothideomycetes; Dothideales; Saccotheciaceae. Gene Ontology annotation, molecular function: glucokinase activity; ATP binding; D-glucose binding. Gene Ontology annotation, cellular component: cytosol; mitochondrion. Bases 1 to 897 code for a protein of 298 amino acids. The record is from RefSeq and is a predicted model, not a curated record. The transcript is spliced from 3 exons. Gene Ontology annotation, biological process: glycolytic process; intracellular glucose homeostasis; glucose 6-phosphate metabolic process.
AUGGACUCGGUCGACAUUGUCAGGGGAGACUCGCCUAUGCAGGCAGCCGAACAAGAAACAUUAACGCCUUUGAAUGACAAGCUCGCAAGUGAAAUAGCGAGACUCGAAGAGCUGUUUCGCAUAGAUCAGCAGAAACUGAAAGACAUCACCAAGAGAUUCGAAGUAGAACUUGACGAGGGCCUUAAAGGGAACAACAAGAACGUUCCAAUGAACAUCACCUGGGUAUUAGAUCAACCACACGGUGACGAGAAGGGCAGUUUCCUUACCGUCGACCUUGGAGGUACCAACCUUCGCGUAUGUUGGAUCACCCUGCCAGGAGCUCGCGGCAAACCAAGUAUCGUUCAGGAGAAAUAUCAACUCUCAAAAGAGGUCAAGACAGGCACGGCAGACCAGCUAUGGGAUGAAGUAGCAGAUCGCAUGAAACCCUUCAUUCGAGACCAGAAGCUGGAUGGAACAAGCACACAACCCUUGCCGCUUGGCUUCACUUUCUCGUACCCAGCCAUGCAAGACUAUACCGACCAUGUUAUACUGCAGACCUGGACAAAGGGCUGGUAUGUCAAGGGAGUGGAGGGUGAAGACGUCACAGUACAACCUCGCAAAGCAAUGGACAAAAGAAAGCUUCCUGUCAAACUUGUUGCACUCAUCAACGACACGACAGGUGCAAUGAUAGCAUCUGCAUACCACGAUCCCAAGACAAUUAUUGGUGCCAUCUUCGGGGAACAAGCUUUCGAAAAGAUGAGCGCUGGUCCCUACGUAGGCGAGAUCUUUCGUCUUGUGCUUGUAGACCUGGCAAGACAGAGCCUCAUCUUCAAGGGUCAAGAUAUUUCAAGAGUAGAAGAGUCAUAUAUCCUCGACACCGGUUUCCUCUCCGCAAUCCAAGAUGGAUCAAUCUCCUAA